UAGAGACAGAUAGAUCUUAUGUGCUGUUGCCUGCAUAGAUUCAGUUGUGUUCAUGCAUUUAAAUGAAAUGCAAAACACUUUCACUGCGUGCAUUUUUGAAUUGUAAUUCCCCUCUGUCAGAUUUCUUAAAGGACUAUUUUCAGUGCACUUUUUUUUUCAACUGGAUGCACUAGAAGAUAUAGCAGGUAGAUUUCUUCUACAAGCUAAAUGAUUUUUCCUGCAGGAUGGAAUGAGUUGGCAGCGUUGUACUGUAGCAGCUUGUCUGGCAGUGGCAGACGAAACCUCCUGCUUCUAUAGAGUUCUUGGACUUUACAUCUCGGGUCACUGGAUUUUCCGGUCCUCUGGAAUGCCAAACAUCAAAACCUAAAGUGACAAAGGGGGACCAAGGUACACUGCCAUCUCCAAUCAUGGACAAGUGCUUGGCAAAGCAGAGCUGCAGUAAUCAAACCAGCUUUCCUGACUGACCAGGUGGCGACGUUGAUCCUCUCUCUGAUAUGACACUGCUGACCAUUUUCGAGAAGAAGAAAAAAUAAUGCUCAGAGUACUGUGGCACUCUCUGCCUCUGUAGAAAUAUAUAAAUAUUUACAUCUUGCAAAUCCCAGCCAGGGGUUUAGCAUCUCGGCUUUCCGCUGCCCAAUUACAUCAAGGCUUGUCACGUUUCUGCUCAGAUAAGGAUCUGGUAUAAUUGAUGGAAAUGUCUUCAGAAAGUUUACAUUGCUGAUUAGGGAAUACAAAUAUGAAGGUGGAAGCAAGUGGAAGUUUUUCCAGAAUUCAAUCUGAUCACACCCACAGGAAGACCCACGUGUAUUAGCAGAAUCGAAGCCUUUUCAAGCUGGACCUUUGAAUGAAGGAGCCUAUACUUGGUGGCGUGGUAGGCAAUGCCCGGUUCCACUGUAAUGGCCAUUGGAGCGCUCUCUAGUUCACUUCUUGUAACAUGUUGCCUGAUGCUUGUCCUCUCCAGCCCAACUAUUUAUGUAGAAAAUCUUACAAAGGCACAGGAUCAGGAGGAAUGGAAAUCUAGCCAAACGAAAAGAGACAACGAAGGACGUGAAGCUCAAGGAGAGACAAGGUUUGUAAAAAAUUAUGAGAAUAAAUUAGAGGGAGAUGAAACAAUUAGAGACUGGAAAAGCAAAAUAAACAGAAAUGUUACCAACAAGGAUUUUGUAACUAGGCAAAAACAAUCAUUAGGCACCAAAAGCCUAAGUAUCAAUUCUCAGAUCAUACCAACACAAGUACAAUCAGAUGGUGUAGAGGAUGAACGUCUUGAGGACAUUCCAGAUGUUGUUGCAACCCAAGAAACUGCAGAGGAAUAUGUGUAUCCAGACUAUCGGGGAAAGGGCUGUGUUGAUGAGAGUGGGUUUGUGUAUGCUAUUGGGGAGAAAUUUUCACCGGGGCCUUCAACUUGUCCUUGCCUUUGCACUGAGGAGGGACCUCUUUGUAUUCAGCCAGAGUGUCCUAAGCUUCACCCAAGGUGCAUUCAAGUGGAUACAAGCCAGUGCUGCCCACAGUGCAAGGAAAGGAAGAAUUACUGUGAUUUUCGAGGAAAAACAUAUCAGUCCUUGGAAGAAUUUAUGGUAUCUCCCUGUGAGAAGUGUCGCUGCGACGCCAACGGCGAAGUAAUGUGUACGGUGUCAGCGUGUCCUCAGACGGAGUGCGUGGAUCCUGUGUAUGAGCCAGAGCAGUGCUGUCCUAUCUGCAAAAAUGGACCAAACUGUUUUGCUGAGGCUAUUGUAAUUCCAGCGGGACGGGAAGUAAAGACAGAUGAUUGCACUAUAUGCCACUGUACCUAUGAAGAAGGCACCUGGAGAAUUGAGCGGCAAGCCUUGUGCACUAGACAUGAAUGCAAACAGAUAUAAUAAAGAACUUUUUAAGUAAAAAAAGAGAAACCUCAUCUCGAGGGCCUUUUGGCAAUGGACAAUGACAUUAGGAUAAUUAGGUCUGCUAUGGGAAAUAUCUGCUUCUUUUUUCAUAAAUUGUAAAAUAUCAGGAUUUUGCAGAAAUUAAAAUAUAGAUUUCUCUCUGGAUAAAUGUGUAUUUUUCACAUUAAGUACUUAACGACACUAAAUAAUCUGUGUAUAUCUAAACAUCCCUAAAAAUCAUGAUGAUAAUAAAUGUUUUAUAUAGAU
This is a messenger RNA of Xenopus tropicalis (tropical clawed frog), 2126 nucleotides long. RefSeq names its product von Willebrand factor C domain containing 2 (gene vwc2). The transcript has 4 exons. Lineage: Eukaryota; Metazoa; Chordata; Amphibia; Anura; Pipidae. The record is from RefSeq and is a predicted model, not a curated record. Gene Ontology annotation, cellular component: synapse; extracellular region. The coding region runs from base 879 to 1856 and encodes 325 amino acids.